UUUUUCUUUCACUUUCUAUUUUUCCUAUCAAACUAUAAUAAAAGACAAAUGGAAGAUAAUCAUAACCAGAAAAUCGGGUUUUUAAGUGAAGGUGAAACUGGUAGUGCUGGUGUUCUUGUUUCGACACUAGUCAAAGUGACCGAGCAAUUUUUAGCUACGGUUAAUUCAUUAAAUCAAGUUUCUGAUAUAAAAUCCAGACAAGACAAACUUGUUUCAGUUAUGGAACAUUACGAUAGGUUGAACAUGGUUGUUAGGGUGCUGAAGUUAACAUAUCCCGUGCUUUUGGAAAACCAUAAUGAAAAAGAGACGAUCAAUUCUGCUAUCAGAAGUACUUCGGCUUCUGCCAUCAAUUCACUUUCAAAAAUCAAAGAACAUCAACAACAAUUGGUACAAAAUGAUACACUACAACUUACAAAUACUGCGCAGAUUCAGCAACAGCAUAUAAUUCAAAGAGACACACCGGUUUCUGUGAAUGACAGUCCACCGGAUCAGCAGCAAGUACUUAUCCAACCCCCAUUAAAUCAUCAAUUACAAACAGUUCAAGAUACUUCAUUAAGCCAGCAACAUCAAGUAGUUAAAGGAAAUCCAUUAAACCAACAACCACUAGUCAUUACCGAAAAUAUAUUAGGCUACUCGCAAGAGGCGAUUAAAAAAAAAUCGUUGGAUCGUCCACAACGACUAAUCAAAAAGAACCCAUUGGACCAUCAACAAGUGAUUCAAAAUAACCAACAGGAUGGUAAAAUAAACGUACUCGGUCCAAGAAAGAUACAUCCAUCAAAAGACAUUCAGUCUUCUAGAGACCGUCAUACUCAAAAAGAUAUUGAAUCCCAUCAACCCUUGCAAGCCCAGAACUCUCAAAUGGUCGGAAGAGCACAACGACAAACAGUGUCUGUACCAAAAGAGCCAGAUUAUAUGGAGAUUGAUUCCGCUCCAGCAACUAAAGUAAACGCGGAAUCAAUCAAUAUUUCGUCAAACGUAUUUUUGGAUCAAUUUGAAAAUACGGCACGUACAUUUGCUGCACAAAAUAAAAUGGAACUGUCAGAUGUGUGGGAGUCAUUGUUCGUUCAUGCUUUACCGCAAGACAAAAUAAAAUGGGCAGAAAAUACCAUUUUACACAGGUCGCUUAAUUGGAAUACAGCUCGCAAAUAUUAUUUGAAAGCUUUUCCUGAUAUCCAUGUGCAAACACCUUUCAAACAGUUUAACCAUAACGAACCUCAAACUGAUCCUUCUAUGUCAGCUACCCAAGCUGCUACUCGUGUUUACCAUCCAGUCACGCCUGUGUUGCAAGGUACGAUGGACGAGAAAAAACGGAUGACAGAGAGACAUACACUUUACGCGGAACGAUUGUUAUCGUUGGAAAUGAAGAGUCAUGAUACUAUUCACGAUUAUAACAAAAAAUUCCAUCGAUAUUCAAUCGUUGCUUGCAUGAAUCUUAAUGAUGCGUCUCUCUCUAAACGUUACAUUACUUCUCUAGUUCCAAAAUAUCGCUUACUGGUUGAAAAGGCCUUAGCGAAUAAACCACCAGCUGGCCUCAUUGAAACCAUGAAAUUUGCUGAGAGGCUAAUUCAAGCGCAGGGAAUCGAGCAUAAAAAAAUACAAGGACAGGUGUGUUGGAAACAUCCUAAUCAAAAAAAGCGUACGAGCCCAGAUGAUAACUUAAUGCCAUACAAAAGGUCCUCUUGUGCGUAGACACUUUGAAAUUACAAACGUAUCUCUCUCCCCCCCCCCUCCUCCUCCUCCUUCUCUUUUACACACACACACACAUACAACACUGCUUUCUUCGUAUUAUUACUUUUCCAGUACCCACCCACACCCUUUUAGAUAGUGC
This is a messenger RNA of Mucor mucedo, 1828 nucleotides long. RefSeq lists its product as uncharacterized. The record is from RefSeq and is a predicted model, not a curated record. The transcript has a single exon. Bases 49 to 1689 code for a protein of 546 amino acids. NCBI's taxonomy places the organism in Eukaryota, Fungi, Mucoromycota, Mucoromycetes, Mucorales, Mucoraceae.